GGGUCACUGACAAAGGGGCAGCGGCGGAGCUGCCUCCUCCCCGCCCCCCGGUGGCAUCCCCCACCCCCUCCCGGGACCGCUGCUGAUUCGGUGGGACUCUCUGACAGCGCGGAUUUCUCCUAGAUCAGCCUUCACCUGGAUAUAACACUGCCGGGCCGUCGCCGCCGCGAUGACAACUUUGGCUGGAGCUGUCCCCAGGAUGAUGCGACCCGGGGCUGGCCAGAACUACCCCCGCAGCGGGUUCCCGCUGGAAGUCUCUACUCCUCUAGGCCAGGGCAGAGUCAAUCAACUCGGAGGAGUGUUUAUCAAUGGCAGGCCUUUACCAAACCAUAUCCGACACAAGAUAGUGGAGAUGGCCCACCAUGGCAUAAGGCCCUGUGUCAUCUCUCGCCAGCUGCGAGUGUCCCACGGCUGCGUCUCCAAAAUUCUCUGCAGGUACCAGGAGACGGGCUCCAUCCGGCCGGGGGCCAUCGGCGGCAGCAAGCCCAAGCAGGUGACGACGCCGGAUGUUGAGAAGAAAAUCGAGGAAUACAAGCGGGAAAACGCGGGCAUGUUCAGCUGGGAGAUCCGGGACAAGCUGCUGAAGGACGGGGUGUGUGACCGCAACACGGUGCCGUCAGUGAGCUCCAUCAGCCGCAUCCUGCGCAGCAAGUUUGGGAAAGGUGAGGAAGAGGAAGCCGAGCUGGAAAGGAAGGAGGUGGAGGAAGGUGACAAGAAGGCCAAGCACAGCAUUGAUGGCAUCCUCAGCGAAAGAGACUGGACAUACAAGACGAGAGAUGGCUCUCAUGCAACCAAACCCAAGCUCCCAUUUUAGGACCUGUUAUGGCUUCGUACAGUGGCAGGCAAAUGCCAAGCACCCUGGAGAUGUGAAGAAGCUGCUUUCAAGAAACCCUCUUACUUUUGAAUGUGGUGCAGUGUUAGGAGGAUUUCAAUGUUUUCAGAGAAAUUAGAAACGAGAAUUACUUUUAUUGCGAACUAAGAAAGCUCUCUCAUUACAUGUCUUCCUGUUAAGACUGUCCCUUGCAGUAUUACUGGGCACCCAGCAUCACACAUGUGUCUUCUCAGGCUGCAGUGCUCUGUCACAUGUGAGUGGAACAAACGGACUCAGCUCAGCGGUGCUGUAGCACUGGAAGGCAAGAUGAAGGAGGAGCCAGAAUUUUUAUAGCUGUAUAGUUGGCAUAAUGCUUUUUUUUUUUAAACACCUCUCCCCUCUGGGAAAUAAAGAGGACCUUUAAAUAGAUGUUAUCAAUUAACCCUACAGCCUAACAAUUUAAGAUAGCUGAUUUUACAGAGAUCAAAGAUUGUAGCUAAGAAGCUAGGCAUUUUAACAACUUUUCUGAAUUCAUGUGUUUGCAUUUUGCUAUUUUUUUUUUCUACUUUUAAACAUUGCAGAUCUGUUUGGGACCACUUUCACUGUUAUCUUAGAGAAUUUGCCCUAUUUCUGGAGGGUAAAACAGUCAGCUUUAAUGAAACUAUUGAUUUUUCAGUGUGUGGAAUAUCAUCUAACAAUGAACUCCUCUUCAUGCUCCAAGAAUAGCACAGGCAGUUUCAUUAGGUUCCUAUCUGGGAAAAAAACUUAAUUAAAGUCUAUUUACAUUGUGUCUUCUGUGCGUGGAAAUUCCUGGUACCUGUGGGUGAUUGAGGGCUACAUCUGAGUCUAGAAGUUUGAUAGAAAGUCCACUGAAAUGAUGAGACUGGCAUUUAAUAUUUGGGAUGAAGAACUAAAUUCUAAAGUGUCUUUGCCAUUGGGAAUGGCAAAGAGCAUUGGGAAUGGCAAAGAGCAAGUGAGUGAUAGUACGUGUGCUUUUGUACCUUACAUAUGCCUUAAAUACUCUCUGUUUAGACAAUCAUAUCACUUCAAGUCAUGGAAACCCCAGAUGCUUAUGUUGUUGGGUCACUACGUACAUGUUGCAUGUAUCACAGCACUGCCUUGACCUGUGUGCUCAGGAUAUGAAAGAUCCCACAGCACACCUGCACCUUUAUAAUAUUAAAGCUGUUGCCUUUUCUCUCCUUGUCUUCGUACCAGAUGAUUGUCAUUGUUGGUGUUAACAGAAGGCGUGUUUUGUAUUUUUAUGCAUGCACGCACUGUUUGCAGACUGUGCCCUACUCUGUACCCACUUACACACAUAGUUUGUAGGUGAAGUGUGCUUGUAGUAUAUUUUGGCAGUGUAAAGGAUCUGCAUGUUGAGGAUAGUGUGUGUAGCAUGUUCUGUGCUCCUUAAGUCUCCGGAAGCUGAGACAGCAAAAAAUACGACUCCGAUUUGUAGUAAGAAAGAUUCUGUUUGAGAGUGCUUAAUAAUAUGUUGAAUUUUUUUGUCAGGUGUGUUAGCAAGUGCAAUACUGCAGAGUUCCAAGACAUUUUGGCAUCCCAUAACAGCUUGCAUUGUGCAAGAGUGAAGAACUGUAAGCUCGAAUUGGAAACAACAAGGCAGGGUGAGAGGGCACGAGAGUGGAAAAUAAUCAGGAAGGAGAAGUUAGUGACAGUGGGGGAUCUGGCACCUUGGGUUGCAUGUUUUGGGUACCAGACCUGGCAGGCUGUAAUCACAGUGGGAUGCAGGAGUUAUCUCAUGUGUGACAUGUCACAGGGGUGUAGUAUUGGAUCUGUACUUCUUCACAGCUGUUAAUAAAUGCCAGGUAGAUUAGCUAAAUGGGCCAAGCCAGCCUCAAAUUCAUGAGACUGUUAGAAACCAAAAAAAUAUCUAAAUCCCAGUCUAAAAUUUUAUCCCUUUGCUCAGACUCUUUCAAUAUUUUUGUUUAUUUAAAGGCUGACCUAGAACUUUUAAGGAAAACCCCUGGAGUUUAUAUUCCACUACUUUGCCCUGUAGCAGAGAAAGCUGGGAAAUUGACAAUAUAGUAGCAACUAGUUUUAAUAACUAAUAAUUUUUUAAAUAGCCAGCCACUGAACCCUGCCCAUUGCCCUCCCUUUCCCCCAAAAGAGGGUGGUCAAAACCCUCCAAACCCAUGAACACCCUCAUCACAACCCUUUGCAAAAAGCUGUGCAGGGGCUGGGACUGUCUCUGACUCUCCUGGGGACUGUGGUGGUCUGUGGGUUAAAUGAAGGCUGGGUAGCACUGGUGUGGAACAGUUCUUUGAAUGCCUGUGGGAAUUAUAUUUUAAAAUUGAGUGAAGGCACUUACUUCCCUAUCCCCCAAAAAAUCAAAGCAACCUUAUUUGUUGCUUAAUUUUUCUGGUUUAUUUUGUUUAAUUUACAGCUUUCUAGGAAAUGUUUUGUAGUCAAAUUUUGUUGAAGUGCUUCAAAUCACAGUUUCUUUUAAACAGCUACAAAAUAGAAAGUGUCAUGGUGAAGUCUGCUAAAAUUAAUAUAGUGAAAGUAAUAGAUAGGCUAACAUUUUAUAUUAGCAUAAUAAUGUAAAUACUACGUAAGCUGUGCUCUGUGCACACUGUGAAUUGCAUGCUUAUCAACAUGCACGUUUCAUUUCUCAUUGUUUGAAAUCUCUGUUAAUGUUGGGGUUAUAUAAUGGGGCUUGAUAUUAAUUAAAACUUUAUUUCAUUUUGAUUCAAAUCAAAUUGGACAAAUUCAAAUUGAACAAAUACUCUUUCAAAAUAAAUAGUGGGGGUGGGGGGAAAAGAAAUAAUAGGGUUAUAAUGUGUUUUGCAAUGUUAGUGUCCAAGCAAAGCCUACAGGACAUUCUAACAGGUAUCCUGUGCUUCUGUCUUAUUUGUGUGACUAGAAUAGUUCAGAAAAGCCCGUGUGUUUAUAUCACACAGUAUUUGGGGCAGUUACUUUUUCAGUUUUGGGGGCUACUAAUAAUUCAGAGAUUGUUAUAACUUUGUUCAUAUCUGUAGAUGUUUCAAAGCAGGUGAUGUAAAUGUGUAUAUGUUUAGUCAAAUAACUUUUGACAUCUCUACAGUCAAGCAUUCACCAGCACCCAUCAUUCUUGUAGGCUUUCAAGAGCAUUUAUCAGCAUCUGUCAACAAGUAGUAAGUGAGGGCAAACGUAUGGGAAUUACAUAUGUCUGUGGUGUAGAGAAUGGAUCAAAAGUGACUCCCAGCUGGAUGCAUUUUCUGUGCUGUAAAGGUGCUGUGGGGCUGGCUGCAGCCCAGCACAGCCUAUCAGUCUUGUCUGCUGACUGCUCUGAGCUGGGCUGAUGUUCAGCUUUUUUCUGGUUUUCCUGUUGGACUGAAGAAUUGUGUGUUUUCUUCAGAAACUGAGCUCUCCAUAUUACUUUUGAAUACACAGCAAGCUGUAUACGUUGCCUUAUUAUUAGCAAAUCAGUGAUAAUCUCUUUAUAGCAUUGUGCGUGUGCAUGGAACUUGGAACUCCUUUUUGUUUAAUCACCCAAAUUUCAGUUGUUUCAAUGUCUACCUAAAAAAAUAAAAUAGAAAAUAUCUUGCUUUAAUUUCUCAUGUCCACUAAUAGCCUGCAGUAUGGCAACAGUAUGGUCUAGUGGCAUCUGUGAGCUCUAGCAGCUUUAGUGAGGUUGGUUUGCUCACGUCUCACCUCACUGGAGCAGUCUGAGUGAUGUGUAGGCGUUGCACUGUGAGCUCCUGGGUGACCAUCACUGGGAAGGGUAAUUAAAGGAUGACACCAGGAGUUCCCUGGCACACAAACCCCACAGGGCAAGAAACAAGGAGAAUCUGCAGGUGAUCAGCUCUUGGAUGGACUCCAGUUAAUUACUGUAAUGGCAUCACAGGCAGUAUAAUGACUGAAACAGUGCUGUGUGUGCCACAGAGUCCUGCACCCCUGUGCUAGUGCCUGAGGCAGGGGCUGGGAAUGAAACACCCCACAGGAUGUAACCCAGGAGGUGCUGAGCACCCUGCUGCUGUCCCAUUGUAACCCUGUAAAGGGGCCUUUCAUCCCAGAUCCUGGAACAACUAUAGGGGCAGAGACUGUCUUUGGCCAGUGGGACUGGAGGGCUCAGUACCCUGUAGAACCAGGUCCCAUGACAGAAGAUGAUGGAUUUUGAGGUCAGCACCCCAAUUCUUAUGUAGUUGUGAUGGGAGUGACCUUGAGUUACUAACAGAUUUGGCUGAAAAAGAGGCAAUUGGCAGGAGUAGGUAGUACCUUGGAAAAUCAAUCACUGGAAAAAUACCUGGUGAAAAAUGCAACCUGUUUAUUGGCUGAAGUCUGGAAGAAAAAAAAAAAAAAAUCAGCAUUCUUAGUUUUCUAUUACAAAACCCAGCAAUCUUCUGCAAAGGAAAGUGAUUUCUACAGUAAAUGGAGCGUUCAAUGACAAAAUCGACUAUUGUCUUAAAAAAAAAAAAAAAAAAAAUAAAGUCUGAAAAUAUUUUGACCAUUCCAAGUCCUGAGAGUGAUAGAGUUGGUCAUUUAACUCAGUUUAGCCUUCCAGUAGGUAAAAGUGGCUUGAGGGGUGGUCUGGCUGCAGCUGUGGGUUUAGGAAGAUGAUGAUAGCCUUAAUUUCCCAUAGAGACUUUGAGGACUGUAAUGUUGACAUCGAGAUGAAACUAUCUACUACAGCUUGCUCUGUCAGUGUUUGUCUGGGUUGAAUAAAGAAUGUAUUAAUUCAGGUGUUAGAACUACUUGAGAGAGCAAGGAAAUGUAUUAAAACAUUCUCAAAAUUUUUUACCAUAAGUGUCUGUACUACAGCUGUGUGUGUGGGUUUUUUAAUUUUUUUCUUCUUCCAAAAUGUUUCAUCCAUGCUACGAGCUGAUCAAAACCCAGUGAAGCAACACACAGCAGUCUUUGAAAAAUGCUUGUAAGCUUUUUCUGUCUCAGUGUACCCAGUAGGUUUGAUCAGCUUGUAUAACUUCAGGAGUUCUGUUUGCAUGCUGUUGUUGCAAAGGGUUGAGCCAAAUACAAUUCAUAGACAUAUACAUAUAUAUAUUUUUCCUUUAGAAGAAUCCACGCUGCUUAACACAGUGGGAGAUUGCUGAUAGCUCAAUUAUUAGUAGUGCUUUAACCCGCUAACACAGUCUCAUUAUUUAUCUCGAGACUACUUCAUUUGUUUUAUUUAAUUUCUCAGCUGAUAAAUUCCAUCUCCUGGGAUACUCAGUGUUUUCAGUCUUAAUUGGUUACUGAUCGGCUCUUCCAUCAGCUGAUACCAGCCUGAAGAUACGAUGCCAAUCCUUCCUUGGUAUGUUUUGGGAUUUGUACAAGAGAAAUCUAGCUUUCUUAUUAACUCUUCUUGUCUUUUAAUAUAAAAAUUUGCCUAAAAUAUCAACUUCCUAAAGGCUGUUAAGAGCAAACCUCAUUUGGAUUUGAUUAUUUAGUUUCCUUCACAUUCUUCUAAGUUUAGGAAACAAAGUAGUUUUAUUGAGCCCUCUGGAAGUUUUUCCUUAAAAUCUCCUGGUGUUAAGAGAGAAGACAAGAUGUUUCAAUGCUUGUGUUUGCAGUGUUACCAUGAGUGCUCCUGUGAGAAGGGCUGGAAAAGCCCCCAGCUGUGGGAACUCAUGAGCUCCUGGUGGAAAUCAAUAGGACCCACAUGUGACUCUUCUUUGCACUUUUCAGAAACCCUCUUCUCUGAGUCAGUAGGCUGUGUUGAGAGGUGGUCUGGAGUGACUGGGAGCCCAGUGCCAGUGGGAUUGUAUGGGCUGGUGCUGGAGCACUUUGUCGGGGUUAUUACGGUGCCAGCUCCCCCUUGCCAAACCCCUUCCCUGGAUCUGUUGAGAAGAUUGAGCAAAGGCCAAAGCUUGCCCAGACCAAGCUGUGCUCUCACACUGGUGGAAACAGCAGAGCUGUCCUUUGAGGCCAGUGGAUAGAAACCACAAAAAGUCAGCACAGCAGUCUUGUCUUUGUGAGGAAAACUGUAGCAAUUUAACUUUUAUUUAGUCAUUAAACCUGAGAGAACCCUUAUGUAGGCACCAGUGUCUGAAACCACAGGGAAAGGUUCCACAGGUGUGGGUGUGUUUGUUGUUUGGGUUUGCUUGGUUGUGUUUUUUUUUGUUUGUUUGUUUGUUUGUGUCAGACAGCACAGUUGUUCAGGUAAAUCUGUUUUAGGGUCUGGUUUACCCUGGUCUGUGUGCCUGGGUGGGGAGGCGGGCUCCUGGGCUAUCUGCACUCAUGUGUCUACACUACCCGUUCAACAGGAUCCGAGUGCUAACUGCAAUUCUUUUAGUUUACAACAUAAAAUAAUAACGAUAGUAAUUCCCAGUGCAAAUUCACAGCAGUGAAACUUGAGAGUGGGAUCAGGCCCACAUGCAAUGCUGGUAAAUCCUUUAAUGUUACUUGUGUCAACAAAACAAAUCUCUUUUUGGAAUAGGAGGUGGGGGAAUAAGGAGAGAUUUUUGUAGUUGUAUUUGCAGUUUCCUCUUCACUCUAGAAAUUCUUUAUCCUUUCACACACAGUUAAGAAUUAGCCAUUUAUUCUUAAUGCUGGCGAUGCAGUCUUUGAUAUUUAAAAUGGAAUGUGUUCCUUUUUGAUGCUCUGUGGUUUUGAAUGAAGUACAUGCUAGCGGCUUAAUGGUGCAGAACAGUUAGAUACUGGCUGGUUUUGUUUUUUUCUUUCUAUAUUAUUUCAUCAUUCAAAAAAAAUUAGAUAUAUUUCUAAAAAGAAGAGACUGUGAAUUGUUUGUGCGGUGAAAUUGUCUUCACAUUGUUGCCAUUCUCUUCUAAGUUGAAAUCGUUUAAUAGCUAUGAGCUGUCACAUUUUUUUGUAAAUUAUAACUGCAUCAAGCUGUGCUGACAAAAUGUCCCUGCAAAACUGUUAAUAUGCAUUGUCAUUUUAAGCAUGAAACAGUUUAGCUAAUGAUUUAUCUCUUAUAAUGCAGCACUUGGGGCAGCUGUAUGAUUUGUCUCUUUAGCAAGUCAAGUAAUUUCUUUAACAAAAUGUUAAGCACAGAUGGGCCAUAGGCUGUCAGUUAACCAUUAUUGUGCAUGCAUCUGCUUGCCUUCAAUGCACUGUUUUAUGUAUUCAGCCACUUACUUAGGCACAGCUCUCUGAAAAGCGGAACCUACUCUGAUUGGCAAAUAAAAUGUUCAUUUGUCUCUUCUUCCUAUUGUUUUGUUUUGGUAACACAUGUCAGCAGCUCAAUUACUCAGUUCAUUAACAGCUCCCAAUGGACAUGAUGGCCAACCCAUGAUAAGGAGGGUGAUUGUGGCACAUAUGGUCAAUAAUAGCCUGUCUCUUGGUAAUUGUAAAUAAAAGUCACUGUUGGCCAUUUCCUUUUACUGCAGCUACUGUUUUCCUUUUCACUUCGCUGUACAAAGCACAUUUCUCUGUGUGAAUCAGCUCAAACAAAAUAAAAAUGCCAUCCACUUAUCUUGGGAAAAUCACUUUUAUCAGUGAUGUGGCGGUUGUUACUUUUCUGUGCUGACUUUUUUUCCAGCUUAGAGCUCAGAGGAGAUGGGAUUGCUCUUUUCCAAUUCCAGUAAUAGGUUAAUUACUCUUAUUAAUCAGUUUACUUAAACAGCAUCAUAUUUUCUUCACAUUUCUCUCAUCUUUUCACUGCAGACUUUGUAAAGUUCCCGUGAAAUUAAAAGAAAGCCGUUUACAAUGAUUCUGCAAGUUUGGCCUUUGCAAAUAGCAUUCUUCAAAGGGGUUAUUGAAGUGUGACUCAAUCCUUGUUAGAUGAGCGAUAUUCAUAUCUGUAACAGAGGUUUGCUCUUUUGGUUUAGUUUCUUGUAUUUUAAUAUAUCAUAAUCAAAAUGACAGUAGAAAGUAACUUUAGUACUGGUGAUUAUUUACCGCUGUACAAAGUAUUCCGUUGCUUUCUAGCAACACUGAUAAUUCUCUUGUAUAUUUGCUGUUCACAGAAAGUGAGCAGUGAAAUGGAUAAAAUUGCAGCUCUGAGUCCUGGUAAACUUGCUAAAAUUGCUUGGGUGGGAGCGCCACAACCUCAGACUUAGGGGUGCUCUUCUAACCUUGGGAGCACGCUUUAUCUUAGAUAAAUAUGGCGUUCAGUUGUGGUGUCUUAAAGAGCUCACAGGUGGCUGGGGGGUGACUCCAGGCCCCCUGAGUUCCUGCCAUACUCAUAACUGAUCUGCAGUCUCCACCCAGGGCUACGGGCACUCAGGGAGUUGUUGAGUGUCAGAGUUUAUUUGUCCUGUUUUGAUUAGCACCGACCUGGCAGGGCGUAUUUUCUUUGCAAUGGCUUCUUGCUGUGACAGGGAGGUUUUGGGAGGAGAGGGGAGCCUGGCGUCAAGUUUCCCCAGGCAAAUACAGCAAAAAGAAGGGCUGAUGCUCUAGGAGGGGAGGUUGUGGGUCAGCUCCAGAGUCUUCAUUGUAUUUUGUAUGCAAAUAUGAGCCUGCUUCUAAACUGGACUGCUCAGAGGGGAGGAGAAAUGCUGAAAGUAGGAAAUGAAGAUGCUGGUUUAUUUUCCUGUGGACUUUAUUUUGAGGAAAGAAAGGAUGCCUGAUGUGUUUCUAGCCCGUUGCCUGUUGAAAGGCCAGCUGCUGAGAGCCUCCCCCAACACAAACACGGGUGAAGGGAGGAAUGCACUGAUGGCCACCUACCCCUGCUCCCAGCCUCGCAGCAAGCCAGCGUAGGUGGUUUAUUUAGCUGGUGCCUGGGGUGACUGAUUGCCCCCAUAGUGGGGUAUUUCUCCCAGCUCGCCCCACCUUUCCUCUGUAAUUCCCCCUGCAGUGUGAUGGAGGGUUGUGCCCGAGGCCCCUCACCUCUGGCAGGGAGAGGCAGUCUGGGAGGGACCCCCUCCAGGUGCUGCAGUUUGGGGUGGCUGGAUUAACCCCUGCUGUGCAUCCCCUGCAUCACGCGCCCCCCCAGCCCACCGCCCCCCUGGCCCCCGCUGCAGCCGUCUUUGUGCCUCUGCAUCCUGCCAGGCAGGUGUCAGAGCCCUGAAUGCGGGCAAAGGCUCCGCUGAUGGAUACCACAGAUGGAGCGUGGAAAUCGGCCGAAUAGGCCUCAGCCACAGGCCGUUUCUUAGGACCCAACAAAAGACUUCCAAAUAAGUCAACAAAAAUCCCCGAAGAUCACAAAGAGAAAGUGUCAUUUGUCAUUUGCUGCGGGUUUGUGUGGGGGUAGCGGCGCCCCUGCGCUCCUCCUCGCCUGCACCCGAGUAAACACGAGGGAGGUCACCCGCAUCCCUUUGGGGUGAAAGGCGGUGGGAUCAGACAGCCCUUGGUGGGACCCGCUGCCGAACCCCCAAAGCUGGGGAUGUCACAGCCGUAGCCUUGAGUCACAGAGAUGUGGCAUGAGGGAGGGAGCCUGUGAAAUUAAUCAUGCACAAAUAAAGAAAUGGGAAGAUCCAAGAAGGGUAGCUAGCAAAUAAAACUGCCACCAGAACCCACCCUAGCCUUUGACUUUUUUUUUUGGUCUUAUUUUAGCAAGAUCCAUAGCUACGCAGAAUUUAUCUAGGGCAGACCGCAGGCUCUUAUGCUUAGAGGAAGAGGCUCAGUAAUAUUUUUUUUUUUUUUUUUUUUUUUUUUUUUUUUUUAAAACUUCACAGUGACAUAACGAUAGCCAGAGAAGCUGUGCCUUCACGGGUUUCAGAAAGACAACCUCUGCCUGUGUUUGUCAGGUGCACUGUGCUGCACCAGUAAUGUAUGGGCUUUAAAUGGUUGUCAUGUUUUUGUUAUUUAAUUAUUCAAAUGAAAUGUCUUGCUGAGAGGAAGAACAACCUACAGAAUGACCUCUUGUGCAUUAUUUUGUUAGUUUCUUUUUUUUUGUCCCGAUGUGUCUACUUAUAGUGUUUGGAAAAGGGACCAUUUCAGAGCUCCAGGUGAUCAAAUACCUACGACACUGUGCAGAGAUUUUUUUCAUUUUAUGGUGAUAACUGCCAUGCAGUGUUUCCUCGGGCCACCAGACAGGUCACAAGGGGUUAAAGGACAAAUAACUACUCUUUAAUUCUGUAAUUUCUUCCUUCUUUAAUUAAACUUCAUGGGUCAGCUACUGGUAGUGCUUUCAGAUGGGUGUCCCAUUUUGGGUGCUGCAGUAAGGAGGGAAGUGGUGAUCCCCAGGGGUCUGGCUGGGGAUCCCCCAGAUGCUGGGGAGUCUCCUCCUUUCUCCUGUUUGUAGCUGGAGGGGUUGGAGUAUUAACAUCAUUAAGACAACUGUAAAGAUUACUGAUAUGUAUGUUGUAUGUUCUGUGGAGGUGAUGGAGACAAAAAUAACUCGGCUAAAAUGUGACCGCCUUUAUCUGUGCUGAAUAGUAUCUUGUUGUAUCAUGGAAGUCAGAGGAUCUCUUCGUGAGAUACUGCUUAGCAAAAGGGGCAAUAUGCUAUGGCUAUUGAACAUAUAGAAAACAAAUACUGCUUUUAUCAAAGUCUGAGGUGUAUCCAAUUUAUGUGCUUAGCAAAUACUCUGAUAGGCUUCUUACCUAUAUAACAUUUUAAUAAUGUUAUUUUAAAAAGGAAAAAUAAGAAUUAAAAACCUUCUUGAAACUAAUAAUCUUUAAGACUUAGGAAUAAAACCAACAUAAUCUGUAGCACAGCUUUCAUUUGAGAUGAUAUUUGUCUGAUUUUAAUAUUGCAGAUCAGACAAGACAAAGAAACUCAAUGUUUUCCAUAAAGCCACACAUAGCAGCCAGGCCCAGUGAAGGGUAACACCAAUGAAAUCAGAUAGAAAUAGAAACCAUUUCAUUUAAGAAAUGUUUUCUCUGUACUUUAUUUUUAUUAUUUUAUCUCUAAAUGUUUGCACUUGAUUAGAUACAUUGUCCUGGACUCUCAGAUACUUUGUUUAGUUGUUUUUUCUGACUGGUUUGCCUUUGUGUCUUUCAUAUACUGCUUAAUGAAAUGUAAAACUAAAAUUAAGUUGUCAGUGUUUCAGUUGUGCAUUCCCAUUGCUGUAUGAAUGCAAGGUGCAGGGAAACUUCACAAGAUUUUGCUAAGUCUUCAUAAAAUCUUUUCAGAAAGACUUACUCCCUAUCCAGCUGGUGGGGGAAUUCAGGUCAGAAAUUUAGCAAUAAAGAUCCACUAUUUAAAGUGGAGUGCACAGUUUAAGCUGCCUUUUUAGUUUAGUUUUGUCUGAAGAAGUAACAUACAUAGGUGUAGAGUCUGAAAGAGAGUAUAUAAAGAUUUCCUGAGAUCAGGGAAUUAAUUUUUUUAAACUCAUUGUACACAACUGAAGGCAACUUUCAUUGGAGAAGUUGUCUCCAAAAGGGACCUUCCUGAGCUCUUUUUGAGAUGUUACUGUGUCAGGAGUGGUCAGAGUGCACUACUGGCCAACAUGACCCUGUUGGCCUGGCUAGUGUGCUCUCCUCCAACAGCCCAGCUUGUCAGCAACAGCUCUUCUGCUUAAGGUGGGUGAUCUGUAUCUGAGGCUAACAUAGGGAAAUUAUAUUUUAAAUAUCCUGUGUUUCUUUUUAUUUUUGAACAGCACCGUGAAGCUUGGCAGUUCCUGGGGAAGGCAGGUGUCACUUGAGACCCUAACUGAGAAGAUUUGGGAUUUGUUACUAACUCAGACAAUGUGUUAUGUUCACUUCAGGGUACCCUAGAUUUUCUGUUUAAUGAACUUGAACUGUUUGGAAUGGGAUCUUUGUGCUGAUUCCCAUUUAUUCUUGAGGACAAUAUUCUCUAGAUGAACAACAUCAUAAUCCAGUCCUACUUGGCACAAAACUUCUGUGCAAGUAAGAGACUCCGGGAGUUGGAUGUUUUCACAGUAGGUUGAUGCUGAGUUCUAGGGGAGCUUCUCUUGAUGUCCUGUGUUUGUGGGGUCCAAGAUAUCGAUGAUGUCUGGACAACGAAGAUAGCUUUCACAUAAGAGCCUCUGGUCUAGCAGUGAUUGUUCUUUCUUUGGUACACAGAAAUUCAUAAACUCUUCAGCUGAAUUUUCUGAAAAAACAUUUUGUCUUUCUCAUGCUGUAAGACUAAGUAAACAGAUUAGGUGUAUUUAUUAGUUCAAACAGCUUGAGUGAAAUUGGAAAUGUAAGAUAGCUGGGAAUGAACAUGGUAGGGAGUUUUAGCUGGAGCUUGAGAAACAGUGAUUUCUUUUUGGCUUUGUGUUCUCAGUUACUUCCAAAUAAAUCACGUUAAGAAGAUUAUUUUAAAUCAAUGUCUAUAUCAGUAAUUCAUUUGGCAUUAUUGAAUUAGUAGAAACAAUGUUUGUAUUUCAACUGAACAAGCAGUUUCAGCAUCGCUGGGGAGUGCCUGCCCUCUUUAGGUGGUUUCCCUUGAAGACUCGGGGAGUGCUUGUCGCCUGGGACAGCAGCUGUCUGCACAAGUCUACUCCUUUGGUUUGCUACUGUGUGUUGGAGAAAGAAUGUGGUUGAGCACGGGCAGAGGCUUUGCUGUGUUCACAGCUGUAGCAAUGGGUUCAGCAGUGGCUGGGUUGUAGCUGGAGUUCACUUGAUUGCCCAGGAGCACAGGGACACCGGGCAGUGACACCAGCACCUGGCUGUGUGGGACCUCCCCCUCUCCACAGCCAUGGCACCCAGUAAGAGUUUCAGUUCUGAUUUAUCUUUAAACUGCUCAUCACAAGAACUGGUAGCCCCUUCCUGGGUCAUGGACGUGCUGUAUGUGGUCUGUUUAUUGCUGACUUUCCUAAAGUACUGACUCAGGGUGUGGUGUGAGGGGCCUUCGGUCCAACGCAGCCCGGCUGUUUUGCAGUCACGUUCCCUGGAGGCCAAGCAUCAACAUAUCUGUGUGUAGCUGUACUCCGUGCUGGAAAACCUCCCAAGGUGAUGAGGAACAAUGAUGAAACCUUAGAAGAAGGAGCAAUGCAGUUUGUGUAUUUCAACUCUUGUCAUUACACAUGCUGGAGUCUCCUCGCUUUAGCAUAAUAACUAGAAGAGUCAAGUCAGAAUACUGCUCUGAUCUGUUGUUACAGGGCUUCUCUGUGCAAUGUGUGUCUCUUAUUUAUUUAUUUAUUUAUUUAUUUAUUUAUUUAUUUGGUGGUGGUGGUUUUGUGUGUAGUGUUUUGUUUGGGUGUGCGUGUGUUUGUUGUGCUUUUUGUUUUUGUUUUUUUUUCCUCUGCAUAUUAACACUUGCCUGGCCUGUCCUAAGGUUAUAUUAGGUGGUCCUAAGGCAGGCAAGUUGCAGAUGAGCAGGAGUUUUUAAAUGUGCUGAGAUAUACUAACACAAACAUAGCUAAAAUACUGUUCAGAGUAUAGGACAAAUACUAUGUGUGACAUGAAGUAAAUAAAUACGUACGUGUAUAUGAGAAUUAAUUUCUUCAAUAGCUCUCCCCAUUCCUUAGUAUUCACUUUCAUAACAAUUUCAGCAGUAAGGUCUCAGUGAUGGAUCUAUAGGGAAGGUCUCAUGGGUGUGUGUCUAUGAAGUUGAAAUGUUUAAGUUACAAUACACACACCAGUGUGACAAAUAUUUAUGUCAGUUCAACCAUUCAGGGAAAGGAAUGAGGUCACAUUGCUUGUCUGAUUGCUUGGGACUAAGCAGGACUACUCAAGUUUUUGAAACACUUGCAAACUGCUGGAGGAGUUAGAACAAAGAAAUUGAAUAAUUCAUUUACUCAAAAAGAUUUCUGGAGGUCCUUAAAUAUUCUUGGGCCAGGAAAAGGUGCUAAACUCGUAGCUGAGAUUUUGACAAGUGUUUAUUUGUUUGAGCACAUUUGCACAACGUAAUGUGUAACUCUGAUUUGUUUCUUACUUUUUUGAAGUCUGCCAACUUAGCUCUGAGUCAUGGGGGCAAAAGCAGCUUUUCCAUACAAGAAGAUAUCAUCGAUUGAUCCAAUAUUUUGCACCCCGCCCCCCCCUUUUUUUUUUCUUUCUACACUAUUAAAGCUAAUUUUUGUCUUUAAUUUUCU
This is a messenger RNA of Columba livia (rock pigeon), 14573 nucleotides long. It is a transcript of the gene PAX3, whose product is annotated as paired box 3. The record is from RefSeq and is a predicted model, not a curated record. Gene Ontology annotation, biological process: regulation of transcription by RNA polymerase II; anatomical structure development. The coding region runs from base 170 to 814 and encodes 214 amino acids. Gene Ontology annotation, molecular function: RNA polymerase II cis-regulatory region sequence-specific DNA binding; DNA-binding transcription factor activity, RNA polymerase II-specific. The transcript has 5 exons. Lineage: Eukaryota; Metazoa; Chordata; Aves; Columbiformes; Columbidae.